UUGAUUUCUGAAAACGAAGAUAGCCUUAGCUGUGGUAGCUUCUGGUUGGAUAACGAAAAAACACCCCAGAUCAUUAGGCUUGUUCUUUUUGGAUGAACUUUUGCACCAGUUCAUCUUUCUUCCUGCUCUUUCCUUCUGGAGAAAAAAGGAAGAAAGAUAAACUGGUGCAAAAAUUCAGUCAAAAAGAACGGGCCUAUUGACUCGUCAGGUCGAAUCAGUAAAUCGAAUACAUUAUAAAUACAAUAUAUGGAUAAGUUUCGUUAAUGAAUAUAUAUUUAUCAUUUUCUAAUCACGCGAAUUAAUAAUUAUCGAAUUUAAAAUAAUUCAUAAUCUCUGAGUUGCAUCACUGCCAAUCAUUGCUUGUUUUUUUAAUAAUUUCUUUGUAAGUGCAGAGUCCAAUAUAACUGUUGUUAGCUCGUGAUAAUGGAAAGCGAUCGUGAAAGAUAUGUAGUUAUGACAAAUGAAAAACACGUAAAAGAGCGACAAGAUAUUUGCUUGAGAUAUUAAUUUUUAUACAAUUUGUGAAUUAAAAUAAGAUUCUUUCGUUUGAAAGAAAUUAUGGAUAUCUUUGUAAAGUUGAACGAGCAAACGGCAGGGAGAGAUAAACUAAUAAGAUUGCUUCAAUAUGGAAGUCGAGCGUACUGGUACUAUGCACAAAAUGUGCACAGCACAAGAUACUCUGCAGAAAUUUUGAGAAGUUUGGAGUUCACUUUUAGCUCAUUUCGAAAAUUACUGCGCUUUGGAAGAUGCUUAGAUAGCAUCUAUUCUGCUUUAAAAAUGAUAAAGUAUCCUGAUCCUAUGGUGAGAAUAACAUUAACCAUGGCAAAGAUGGCAAAUGCUUUAUACUUACUAGCAGAUCAUUUUAUUUGGAUUGGCAGAGUAGGAAUUUUACGAGUUGAUUUAGAAAAAUGGAAUAAAAUUGCUAAUAAGUAUUGGUUAUUAACUAUUGUUAUGAGUUUAAUAAGAGAUAUUUAUGAGAUUAUCAAGAUUUUGGAACACAAGAAGAAUGUAUUUAAACAAUAUUAUAUAUUAUCUUGUCUAAAAAAUCACAAGGAAGUAACGAUGGAUACUGUUAAAAAUGGAUGUGAUUUAUUUAUUCCAUUGACAGCAUUAGGCGUCACAAAAUGUACUCCAGGUACAGUAGGUUUACUUGGAAUAAUUUCUUCAUUAAUUGGUUUAUAUACAAUUAUCGAUCCACUUUAUAAAUUGUCUCCUUAGGAUAAGACGUUUUGUAAACUUCUAUACUUUUAUACAUGUAAGAUAUAUUCGUUGUAUUAUUCAUUUAUGUACAUACAUGAUGAGAGAGAGAGAGAAAGAGAGAGAGAGAGAGAGAGAGAG
Acromyrmex echinatior (Panamanian leafcutter ant) is the source of this 1338-nucleotide messenger RNA. RefSeq names its product peroxisomal biogenesis factor 11ab (gene Pex11ab). The record is from RefSeq and is a predicted model, not a curated record. Gene Ontology annotation, biological process: peroxisome fission. Gene Ontology annotation, cellular component: peroxisomal membrane. NCBI's taxonomy places the organism in Eukaryota, Metazoa, Arthropoda, Insecta, Hymenoptera, Formicidae.